Molecule: messenger RNA, 5843 nt
Organism: Cuculus canorus (common cuckoo)
Lineage: Eukaryota; Metazoa; Chordata; Aves; Cuculiformes; Cuculidae
Gene: GATA4
Product: GATA binding protein 4
Exons: 6
Coding region: 203-1438 (411 amino acids)
Biological process (GO): positive regulation of transcription by RNA polymerase II; cell fate commitment; negative regulation of transcription by RNA polymerase II
Cellular component (GO): nucleus
Molecular function (GO): DNA-binding transcription factor activity, RNA polymerase II-specific; zinc ion binding; RNA polymerase II cis-regulatory region sequence-specific DNA binding
Source: RefSeq, a predicted model, not a curated record
UGGGCGGUGGGGAGGGGAGGGUGGAGGAAAGCUGCAUAGGUGGUGGUGUUUUGGUUUUGGCUGGAAGGUUGUACCCACGCAAGACCUCUUUGGCCACCGCUCACUGCACGGGGAAAGUGGAGCCUAGGGUUCUCCAUUCAUCCCCCAUCGCUCUGGAUUCUGGCCGGGAACCCGGCUGGGGUUUGGGGGGGCCCGUCGCGAGAUGUACCAGAGUUUAGCCAUGGCAGCGAAUGCUGGCCCUCCAGCGUACGAGGGGGCAGGUGGCUUCAUGCACAGCGCGGCCGCAGCGUCCCCCGUCUAUGUGCCCACCACGAGGGUCACCUCCAUGAUCCCCAGCCUGCCAUACCUCCAGAGCAGUGGCUCUUCCCAGCAAGGCAGCCCCGUCUCCAGUCACUCCAUCUGGACUCAACCUGGAGCCGAAAGCACUGCUUACAACCCUGGAUCUUCUCACCCUCCCGUGUCACCUCGGUUCUCCUUCUCCACCAGCACCCCCAUCCCUGCUACCUCUUCCCGGGAGGCCGCAGCAGCUUACAGCAGCUCCUUGAACCUUUCUGCUAACGGGAGGGAGCAGUACACCAGGGGUUUCGGUGGCUCCUAUUCCAGCCCCUACCCAGCUUACAUGAGCCCUGAAAUGGCCACAACCUGGACUUCUUCGCCCUUCGACAGCCCCAUGCUGCACAACCUGCAGAGCCGAGGGACACCCGCAGCCGCCCGGCAUGCCAACAUAGCAGAAUUUUUUGAUGAUUAUUCAGAAGGGCGAGAAUGUGUCAACUGUGGGGCCAUGUCCACCCCGCUCUGGAGGAGAGAUGGCACAGGGCACUACCUCUGCAACGCCUGCGGGCUCUACCACAAGAUGAAUGGCAUCAACCGGCCCUUGUUCAAACCUCAGAGGAGGCUGUCAGCUUCACGUCGCGUUGGCCUCUCUUGUGCUAACUGCCACACGACAACAACCACGCUCUGGCGCAGAAAUGCUGAGGGAGAGCCCGUCUGUAAUGCCUGUGGACUCUACAUGAAGCUCCAUGGGGUGCCAAGGCCUUUAGCAAUGAGAAAAGAGGGCAUUCAGACGAGGAAGCGCAAGCCAAAGAACCUUAACAAGACAAAGACACCAGCAGGUCCAUCGAGCACCGAGAGUCUUACUCCGACCACCAGCUCCACCAGCAGCAGCAGCAGUGCCACGACCACUGAAGAAAUGCGCCCCAUAAAAACAGAACCUGGGCUCUCAUCUCAUUAUGGGCACCAUAGCCCAAUUUCUCAGGCAUUCUCAGUCUCUGCCAUGUCUGGACAUGGAUCAUCUAUUCACCCUGCGAUUUCAGCUCUGAAGCUUUCUCCACAGGCUUACCAGUCAGCUAUCAGCCAGUCUCCACAAACCAGCUCCAAACAGGACUCCUGGAAUAGCCUGGUGUUAGCUGAAAACCAUGGGGACAUCAUAACUGCAUAAGUUGGUCUUCCACCCAUGGACUUCAGGUCAAUCCACUUGAGAGAUGAAGAAGAUGCCACAUAAUCAUCAAGUCAAUGUUGUUUCCCACCUCCCUUGCUCUCCUGCCUUCUCUCCCCUUGUGAGAUAUUCCAGCAAAGAAGUAGAGAGGACUUAUCUGAGGUGUAGGAGAGCUCUUAUGAAAUGAACAGAGAAGACUCAAAUCUUAAAGUAACUAACAGACUUGAAGCCCUUUCCCCCUGCUUUCAAUGAGCCUCUCCUUAUUUGAUUGUCACCAUCUUCUAUGAAAUAGCUGGAAACACAAAUAUGGACACAGUUCUUCAGUUUCAUUUAUUUAAAAACAUCUGGCAUUUAAGACUUAGACAAUAGUGGAGCAGAGACAAUUUUUUUUCUUCUGUCACCAUCCAUUCUUUUUCUGACCAGAAGAAAAUGCCAUCAUCUUCUCACUACCCAAAUGCAGUGAUCUUCCACCAAGAAGCCAGAUUCCAAGAUCUUCCAGUUCUGGAACUGGAGCCAGUUCCAGAAUAGUUUGUUGAACAGACUUCACUAGGCAUGCUGUGGUGGCUUUAGUGGAUUUGAUAUGAUCUUGAUGUGACCUGAUGAUAAGGCAGAGAAAAAAUGAGCCCAUCCCACGCACAAAUCCCUGGCUCACACAUCUAGAGCAUUGCCUUCAUUUUCCUAGAUGGUCAGAAAACCUAAUGAAUGUCCGUAUUUAAUAGUAACUCCUUUCCUAUUUAUCUUUGCAAAAUCAUGGGACUGUGUUUCCAAAAGAUUGUUGGCUGAGCCUGGAGAAUGUCUAUCCAAAGCCAAAGAGUGAUUUUGGAAGAAGGAACCUUCUGGAAGCAGGCAGAGGAGACCCACUUUGGUCAUCAAAUCCUGGGGAAAAUUGCUGGGCUUUUCCCUUACGGAUCGCUACAAGCCAGGCUUAGAGAUUAUCCAAGAGCACAGCAAGUGUUGUGCCAUUGCUUUUAAGACAGUUAAUUUAACUAUUUUGCAUACUUUUGAUGUCGUUGAUGAAAUCCGAUUGUCAUUUAUUUCUGGCUGUUCUGUGAGUGCCCACUUUCCCCCCAACAGCUGCCUCACAACCACUUAACUCAUCUAAGGCUUUAGCAUUUCACCUUUUGCAACAAGCAAAGGCUUCAGCCCCUAAUGGAAGUAGGCAGGGGCCAUUUUCUUUCCCAAGCAUGUGCACAGACUUGCUUGCCUGCAAGAGAAGCGUAACUCCAUUCAUGCAUGAGUAUUAAAAAACUUGUGUUUUUUUUUUUUCUUGCCCAUAAGGCUCUCAGUAACUAGGGAAUCCUAGCAAACAGAGUUGGAAGAGAUGCUGAGAGCUCACUGACUCAUUCCCUUUUCCCAAAGGGAUCAAUUCUACCUAACCUCGCCCUGCUGGUCUUUCCUCUAGCACGUGCUUAACAAACUCCAGCACCACAGAUGCCACAGCUCUGCUGUGCAGACUAAGUGCUUCACCAGAUGCUUGUCAUGACCUCACCAACAUUUCCAAGGAGGGACAGCAUUGCUGGUCCAGACAGAGAAGUUCACAGAUACCUCAUCCUACAAGACUCUCCACUCUUGUUUCUGUCCACUCCCAAACUCUGUUACUCCUCUUGCCUUCCCAGCUUCUUUCUUUUCUCUCUGCAUCUAGAACUUGAGCAUGGAACUACCAAGUAAAAAUGUAGAAGAGGGAUUGUGCAUCCCUCCCAUAUGUGCCAUCCUCUGUCUCCCACUGUUAAACAUCUCCACAAAGAGUGUUUCCACUCAAACAGCAAGAUACAAGGCUUCACGAAGAGGAAAGCCACAUACAUGUUUGAAGCAGAAGAAUGGCAUUGUAUUGUCUUUCCUUGAACUCAACAUUUUCCUCCUGAUUGUAGAAAAGCUUCUUUAAGGAGAAGGAUUCAAUUGGACUGGUUGUGUAAAGACUGUGACUGGAGCCGUGCUAGAGACUUGGACCCUUCUACAUUCCCUGUGCUCUGUGUAACACAGAUUUACAGGGUUUUGGAGGGCUGACAGAGCCUUUGCACUCCCUGGAGAAAAGCACCAUGGCAGUGAUGCCAUGGGAAUGGUUGGAUGGUGUUUGCACUGGAGUUUCUACUCUGUCUUACUGAGCUAAUGAAGGGUCUGGCCUCAUUAGUUUUAAUUACAGACAAGGCAAAGGCAUUCAUGAAACAUGAAUAAAAAUAAAGGGAAUUCUGUGAUUCUGCUCAGGCCUGGUAGGCUGCAGAGGAGAGGCCAGAAACAGCAUCUAAAAAUAUGAAUUUCGGAUGAAAACACAAAAGUGUUUCUCCCUGAGCAUGUGGGUCUUCAGCCAGCCUCCUCCUUGAACUGUAUUCCUUUGUAAAUGGCAGUUGAUCUCUCUUGGGACCGGGCUGUGAAUUCCUGUCUGUAAGAGAGAAGCAUGCACCACAAAGAUGCCACUUAGCUAAUACACACACUUGAGAUACCUGGAACUACCCUGGACAACCUUAGAGGCAAAGGAGCAGUUGGCUUCCUGGAGAGGAGCUAAAGUUCAGACCAACCUCAUGCCAUAUUUCUUUUCCCAUACGGAUGCUCCCAGAGGCUGUGUCUACCUUGCCUUAUUACUGUGCUCUUCCUCCUGCCCUCAAAGCUAAACCCCCUGAUUGAAUUUUUUUCCUGCCCUUAAAAGACUCUCUGAGGUGCCAUAAAGGAGGCUGCUUGCAAUGCAAGAGGGGAAAAGCCCUGCAGGACAUAAGCCUGCCUUAUUCACCUUCAAGUUAUCUAAAUGACCAUGUCAGAGGUUUCUUAACUGGCUCUCAGCCUUCCUCAAAGACUUAAAAAUACUUCUUGAAACUCAAUGAGGAGCAUUUAUAAGGACCCUGAUAACAUAACAAGACAUUUGCAUUAAGGAAGUGAGGCUCUGGGAGCUUUGAGAACAUUGGCUAUCUUUAGUGGUAGGAAUUAGCUCUUUUGUCCCCCUGUUUACACCACAAGCAGUAGAAGCCCAGAUGCACCCAGUUCUGUUGUUCUUUUCAAUCACCCCAAACUGUAGUAGAGCUCCAGGAGCAUUUGCCAUAUUCUGGCCAACACUGAUAUGAAGACGGUGAGAGGGUGACCUCAGAUGGAGCACCAUCAUGCUAAGUGCUGUACAAACGCAUCAUAGAAUUACAGAGUAAUUUAAAUCAGAAGGGAGUAGAUAAGGUUUCUCAGGGCUCUAUUCAGUCACGUGUUGAAUAUCCUCAAGAAUGGAAAUCCUACAACCUUCCUGGGUUCUCGUUCCAUCCUCAUAGUGGAAAUGUUUUUCCACAUAAACCUUAGAUUUUAAUGCAAGGCAAAAUCAUUAACAAUUAAUUGCUCACACUUGGGUACUCGCAAGCAAUGAGUCAUUGUAGGAGACUGAAUGCUGUCUCCAAACCCAGAAAUAACACAGAGCCCCUUCGUAGAAGUAGGCGCUGAGAUGGCCAACACAGGAUGGCAAACACCAGAAGUGACAUCAACAGGAUGAGAGCAUAACAGCGCUACCAGUUUCAGGACACUCAGCUUAUUCUAGCAGGAGGAGCAACUUACAAAAUUCUGCAUUCCAUCUGAGCUCUACUUUCCUUCCCAUGAUGGGGGAGGCAUUUAAAGCCUCCUUUGGUAAUUAAAUUAGAUAAAAUUAUUAGAGGUCCAUUGAGACAUGAUAAUUAUUGCUGCUAUUAUUGCUGGAGAACCUAGUGAGGCCCAUAUCAGGCCAGUUCCUACACAAACACAGGUCUGAGAAUAUCCCUGCCCUGAGCAGUAAGAGGGAAGGGCCAGCGCCAAAAAACACUUAAGCAUGUAUAUAAAUAUGUUUGCAGAACUUGUUCCCUUAGAGGUCAUCAUUAGUCACGCAUGCAAAUUUUGACGUCAAAGGGUUUGUAGGUCAAAAGGUUAGGUUGUUCCAAGCCAGAUCUUUGCAACGGCUCAGCAGUCACCAGAGUGAGGUGGGCAGAUGAGAACCAGGAUGUUUCUACCAGAGAGGUAGAAAGUCAUUUAACCAUUUCUAAAUGUCUUUCCUCUUUACGAAAGUGCAAUAUCUUGAAUCAUUUCAGUUAUUCUUUUGUAAGUUGAUCAGAAGAGAUACACAUUUCACCACAAUCUUAUGGGCUGUGUGGAGAGAGUGCAAUCAGGAGGAGCUCAGGAAUAUUCUAAGGGAGCUUUAAAACCAAUCAACAACUCUUAAUAUAGCAUUGAAGCUGUGACUAUGUCAGGGGUGGUGUUUUGUAUUGAUUAUUUUUCUCCCCGUGUAUAAAGUCUGAAGCUUCCCAGAUCAUCUGGGAAUGUCCCAUGGAGACAAACACUUCUUUGUAAGCGGGAGAGGGAAACCAACCAACUGAACAAGCUGUAAUUAUUUAAAGAUGUAAAAAAAUAUAUAUUAUGAAGUAGUAUGGCUACCAAUCCACGUAACUUCUACACUUUUAGAACUAAUGGAAAUAAA